Molecule: messenger RNA, 603 nt
Organism: Rhinocladiella mackenziei CBS 650.93
Lineage: Eukaryota; Fungi; Ascomycota; Eurotiomycetes; Chaetothyriales; Herpotrichiellaceae
Exons: 4
Coding region: 1-603 (200 amino acids)
Biological process (GO): mitochondrial respiratory chain complex I assembly
Source: RefSeq, a predicted model, not a curated record
AUGGCGGAACGGGAGGAAACAACAUAUCAACCUCAAGAUGCUCUGGCAGCUUCAACACGUGCAGCUUUGCUCACUGGUGCAGCUGGUCUGUUUCUAGCUGCGGUGCAAAAUACUGUAGCGAAGGAGAACAUUGGGGCCUUUGGUGUUUUUUCACGGUUUGGCCGUACCAUUGGUUUCUUCACGGCCACGGGUGGAACGUUCCAAUUUACGAGAUCGGUUUCUGCAAAUCUACGAGAGACGAGAGAUUUCAUAAACGAUGGAAUCGGCGGCGCCUGCGCUGGCGCCAUCGUGGGACUUGCCAAGCGAUCAAUGACAUCGACACUGGGAGGCGCAUUUGCUCUCGGUGUAGCUGCUGCCGCAGUUAGCUAUACAGGCGGCUCCAUGUUCGAAUCCGCCGAUAGCGUACCUCAACCUGACCGGACUGCAUAUAAAGAGGAGGCCAAGGCUCGAUAUCGAAGACCUAUCAAUGAGGUCAUCAAUGAACUCGGAGAAGGACGAGGGAUAUACGGACCAGGAUAUGAAGAGAGACGGAAGCAAAGAAUCAAAGAAAAGUAUGGUAUCGAAAUCCAGGAGCCAUAUUACAAGGGAACUUCAGCGUCGUGA